CUGUUAUUUUCGGCAGUUUGUUGGUAGUCGGACACGAAAAUACCCUAAGUGUUCCUUUUCCGGUGUUGUAUGCGUACAUCAACAUACAGCAAAAAAAGAUGGGUAUAUCAGUAAAGGAUGUUAAUGCCCAUGAUUUCACAAAAGCUUUGGCCGAUUUCUUGAAAAGAACUGGCAAAGUUAAAGUUCCAGAAUGGGCAGAUAUUGUCAAACUGGGUAGAUUUAAUGAACUCAGUCCCUAUGAUGAAGAUUGGUUCUACAUUAGAGCAGCUUCUGUUGCUCGCCACUUGUACAUUCGUGCUCCAUGUGGUGUUGGUGCUCUAACCAAGAUUUAUGGAGGAAACCAAAGAAAUGGAACAACACCAAGUCAUAACUGCAGGGGUUCACGAUCAGUGGCUCGUAAAGUUCUCCAGGUUCUGGAGUCACUUAAGAUGGUUGAACAGGAUGCAAAUACAGGGGGUCGACGACUAACACCACAAGGGCGUCGUGAUUUAGACAGAAUUGCUAGCCAGAUUAAAGGAGGAAAGAAAGAGAAGAAAUAAACAUGUUUUGAAACUUUGA
Molecule: messenger RNA, 558 nt
Organism: Biomphalaria glabrata
Lineage: Eukaryota; Metazoa; Mollusca; Gastropoda; Planorbidae
Product: 40S ribosomal protein S19-like
Exons: 6
Coding region: 99-539 (146 amino acids)
Biological process (GO): ribosomal small subunit assembly; translation
Cellular component (GO): ribosome; cytosolic small ribosomal subunit
Molecular function (GO): RNA binding; structural constituent of ribosome
Source: RefSeq, a predicted model, not a curated record